UGUUCUUGAUAUUUUUGAACACUUCCUCAAUCAGGCUACUUCCUGAAUUUAUAUUGAAGUGCAUGUACAGGAUCCUUUGGGCGGUUAAGUACAGAGGACCAUAACGAAGUAACAAUGAAUGUUGACCAUGAAGUGAAACAGCUUGUCGAGGAGAUCCAUCGACUUGGUACAAAAAAUGCAGAUGGGCAACUCAGCGUGAAAUUUGGAGUACUCUUUGCUGACGAAAGGUGUGCAAACGUGUUUGAAGCACUUGUGGGAACUUUGAGGGCAGCAAAGCGGAGGAAGAUAAUUACAUACAAUGGGGAGCUGUUGUUACAAGGAGUCCAUGACAAUGUGGACAUUGUAUUAUUACAAGACUAAAGAUUUCUGCCAUACUUGUCUGAAAUGAUGCAGUGUUUGGUGUCUAUAAAUAAACAGGGCUUAAUUAAUUAGUUAAGUA
Messenger RNA from Protopterus annectens (West African lungfish), 439 nucleotides. It is a transcript of the gene ABRACL, whose product is annotated as ABRA C-terminal like. The coding region runs from base 115 to 360 and encodes 81 amino acids. Gene Ontology annotation, biological process: regulation of actin filament-based process. The transcript has 3 exons. The record is from RefSeq and is a predicted model, not a curated record. NCBI's taxonomy places the organism in Eukaryota, Metazoa, Chordata, Ceratodontiformes, Protopteridae.